Ylistrum balloti is the source of this 1797-nucleotide messenger RNA. Its product is annotated as mesenchyme-specific cell surface glycoprotein-like. Bases 1 to 1797 code for a protein of 598 amino acids. The record is from RefSeq and is a predicted model, not a curated record. Lineage: Eukaryota; Metazoa; Mollusca; Bivalvia; Pectinida; Pectinidae. The transcript is spliced from 10 exons.
AUGUUUACUUGUAUUGCCUCAUAUCAUUGUUGUAUCAUCACAACGUUAAUUGCAGUCAGUGUUGCAAUACCUACAUUCACGGAGACGAUCCAUCUAGAGAAAUUGUCUACGGUUUACCUGCCUUACAGAUACGAGAACGAUGUCGGACAGUUCAUGUAUCCUUCAGGUGCCGCAGAACAGACGGCGUACGAUCCCGCCUCACAGUUCAUUUAUAUUGUCGGAGGUGACGUUCUACAUGUCCUGGAUAUCACCGACGUGUCCAACCCAACCGUGAUCUACUGGCAGCAGUUUAUUAACGUCGAUCUAACAGAUGUGGAAUUCUGUGGGGAUCAUCUGUUUGUGGCUGUUGACAACAAUAGCAAUAAAGAAAAUGGGUUUAUCAACGUUUAUAGAAAAUAUAACACAACCACUGGAACACUUGAUUUGAUGCACAGAAUAACAGUUGGUUCACUUCCCGACAUGAUAUAUCCUACAUCUGACUGUCUAACAGUCGUCGUGGCUGUAGAGGCAGAAGCCUAUCACAACGGCUCUCACUUCGUCGAUCCAGAAGGUGGUGUUGGCAUCAUUAAAUUCACCACAAACGCCGGCGUAAAUGGGGCGUAUCAGUACAGGAAACUCGACUUCAGGAAGUUUAACAAUAAGUGGCAGGACUUGGUAUCCCGUGGGGCCCGGUUUAUCUACAGAGAGAACAACAACACGUUCUCCAAUGAUUUGGAACCGGAGUAUAUCACAUUUAACAAGGAUGAGAGCAUCGCAUACCUAUCACUACAGGAGAACAAUGCAAUUGCAGAGGUUGACGUGAGAACACAGAACAUUACCAACAUUCAUCCUCUUGGUUUUAAAAACUGGACUAAUUCUGAACUAGAUUCAAGCGAUAGAGAUCAAAAAAUCAACAUCCGUCCUUGGCCAGUGAUGGGCAUGUAUCAGCCUGACUCCAUCAAAGCAAUACAUAUAAAAGGGAAAAGUUAUCUUGUGACAGCCAACGAAGGAGACUCCAAAGAUUAUUCGGGUAUACCAGGAUCUGGUGGUUUCAAUGAGGAAUCAAGGGUUUCAGACCUUAACAUAAGUGCCUCUUCAAUAAUCACGCGUUGGGCCAACCUGAAUGGAUUCAGUGGCACUCUGGAUGAGGACGAAAAUCUAGGGCGGUUGAAGGUUUCUAAAUUAGAUGGACAAUCAGGUGACACAUACGACACAUUGUACGCUUACGGAGCCAGGAGUAUCUCAAUAAUUGACCUCGAUACAUUUGAACGAGUGUACGACAGCGGGGGCGAAAUGGAAAGAAAGGUUGCUGAAUAUGAAAAUGCGUUGUUUAAUGGAGAUGGAUUAGCUGAAAUUGUUUCUACGACGAAAGAUUCCCGGUCUGACGACAAGGGGCCUGAGGUAGAGGACUUGGCUGUUGGUGAAAUCGGAGAUUUGAUGUUGUUAUUCGUCGGCUUGGAAAGACCUGGCUUCAUUGCAAUAUAUUCCAUACCAGACGGUAUCAAUUCUAUACAGUUCGAGAGCAUUUACACCGGUAUUCCCAUAACAAAUGACACGUUUGAAGAUCUGUACAACCAGCGACAAAUCAGUGAAAUUGAUCCCGAGGAUAUCAGGUUCAUCAGUGCGCAGGAUAGUCCAAACAAGAAACAUAUACUGUGUAGCGCAGGGGCACUCAGUGGUACUCUAUCAAUUUUUGAGAUAAAAGGAUUAAACAACGAUGUCACUAGCAGUGGAGUCCGCGCUGUUGACCAUGUUGGAGUUUCCUUUAUGGGGUGUAUACUAAUUAUAGGUACACUGAUCUCAUCAAUCUUUGGAUGA